AUGCGUGCCCCUUCUUCGUAUCACUGGCAGUGUCUCAAGCGCCUACUACGCUAUGUUUGUGGUACCAUCUCCUAUGGUCUUGCUGUUCGGCGGGCAUCCCUUCCCUUGCAACUCACUGCUUUUUCCGACUCUGAUUGGGCUGGCAAUCAAGAUGAUCGCACCUCCACCUCUGCCUAUCUGCUUUACUUGGGCUCCACCCUCAUCUCAUGGCGGUCUCAAAAGCAACGGACUGUUUCUCGUUCCGGUACAGAGGCUGAAUAUCGGGCAAUCGCUCAUGCCACUGCUGAGUUGGAAUGGCUUCAGCUCCAAUCCUCGCUUCCAUUCUCGUAUGAAGCAUUUGGCACUCGACUUGCACUUUGUUCGUCAACUAGUCCAAGCUGGCCGCCUCAACGUCCACUAUGUGCCCAGCAGCUCACUGAUGCUCUCACCAAACCACUUGUUGCUCCACGGUUUCGUCUUCUUCGAUCCAAGAUUGGAGUCGUUGACACUACCUCCAUCUUGCGGGGGCGUAUUAGAGAUAAAGAAUAA
Messenger RNA from Linum trigynum, 528 nucleotides. The record is from the annotation of a GenBank genome assembly. Lineage: Eukaryota; Viridiplantae; Streptophyta; Magnoliopsida; Malpighiales; Linaceae.